Messenger RNA from Chrysemys picta bellii (western painted turtle), 2301 nucleotides. It is a transcript of the gene SLC25A34, whose product is annotated as solute carrier family 25 member 34. Lineage: Eukaryota; Metazoa; Chordata; Testudines; Emydidae. The record is from RefSeq and is a predicted model, not a curated record.
CUGCAGCUGCAGGGGGAGCUGCGCCCGCGGGGCACCUACCGCCGGCACUACCGCGGGGUGCUGCCGGCGCUGGCGGCCGUGAGCCGGGCCGACGGGCUGCGCGGGCUGCAGAAGGGGCUGGCGGCCGGGCUGCUCUACCAGGGGCUGAUGAACGGGGUCCGCUUCUACUGCUACUCGCACGCCGAGGACCGCGGGCUCACGCAGCGGCCCGGCGGCACCGUCGCGGCCGGGGCCGUGGCGGGGGCGCUGGGGGCGUUUGUGGGCAGCCCGGCGUAUCUGGUCAAAACGCAUCUGCAAGCCCAGACGGUGGCAGCCAUGGCUGUGGGGCAUCAGCACAACCACCAGGGCGUCUCCAGCGCCUUUGAGACCAUCUACAGGAAGCAGGGGCUCGUGGGCCUGUGGCGGGGUGUGAACGGCGCUGUGCCCCGCGUCAUGGUGGGCUCUGCAGUGCAGUUGGCCACCUUUGCAUCAGCCAAAGAGUGGGUCGAGAAGCUCAAGUGGUUCAAGGAGGGCAGCUGGAUGGUGGCCUUGGCGGGAGGCAUGAUCAGCAGCGUGGCUGUGGCUGUGGCGAUGACGCCCUUCGAUGUGGUCAGCACCAGGCUCUAUAACCAGCCCGUGGAUGAGCGGGGCAUGGGGAAGCACUACCGAGGGUUCCUCGACUGCUUUGUGCAGAUCUCCAGGAAAGAGGGCAUCCUGGCUCUGUACAAAGGGAUCGGUCCUGCCUACCUCCGCCUGGGGCCUCACACCAUCCUCAGCCUGCUCUUCUGGGACGAACUCAGGAAGCUCACUUACCACCACCAGCAGCAUGGCGUUUAAGCCCCUGGGGCUACGUGGGCAGAUCCUGCCACAAGAUCACCUGCGCGUGGCCUCGGGGGUCUCUCCGCCCGCCUGAUGGGACCAGAAGUGGGGGACGGGGGGAUACGGCAGUCUAGGAGCCCAGGCAGUCAGCUCAGAACUUUCAGGGGGUGCUGAAAUCCCCCAGAUUUGUAGGGUUUCAGGAGAGAGGAGCUCUGUGUCCAACUCCACUGCCUACAAUAGGCUCCCACCUGCAGCCACCGCGCAGAGCAAGAGCGGGCUUCCAUCCAGGAGCGCUGGCCAGCUGCUGUGGAGCGAGAGGGAGCCGUCCUCUGUCCGUGUGCCUGGGAGCCAGGAGGUCUGCGUUCUGAUCCCAGCUCUGACACUGACUCCCUUCUGGGGCCUCGGGCAAGCCCAUCGCCCCGCCCUGUGCCUCAGUUUCCCCAUCUGUGACAUGGGGAUCUUCCUAGGUGCCUCCUCAGAGGGCAGUUGUGAGGAUUAAACGACCUGACGUUUUGCAGAGUGCUUUGAUGCUGUAAAGAGGUGGGUAGAUACAUGUGCCAGGUGGAUUCUUGCCAGGUAAACGUGGCCUUAGAAGGACUGAAGGGACCUAGUGCCGUUCCUAAGCGUUGUUCAAGGAGGUGCUCCCCGGUGCAGGCCUUGGCCUUCUUCCCUGAGUAAAUCGCAUUUAACCCCUUGUACCAGGAGCUGCGGCAGGGAAGGGUGGACUGUUACGUCCUACAGAGCACCUACCUGGCAGCGCCGAGUCCCAGCAUGGUGCCAGCCUGGGUUGCCCUGGCACUGUGCCCAUCCCUGGCUUGCGAGAAGUUCCAGGCGCUCAGACACCAGGCACAGCACAGGAACCAAGAUCAGCCAGAAGCAAAGUGGUGAGAGGCUGCCCCCCGAUGAGGCCGUGGAGCCCCCCAGCCGUGGGGCAAGGCAGGGAGGCAGGCCUGGGUUUCACGGUGAAUUUGAUUUGCUUGUUUGGGGUUAACUUUUGGCCCUUGCUUCCCCUGCCCUUGUAAGGCAGGGCCCCCCCACAUCACCACCUCCCCCCAGCCCUGCUCAGUCAGAUUGCAGGGACGAGUUCAGCUCUGCUCAGCCCGGCUGCACCCGCAGGUGCAGGCUGUGCUCGGUGUUCCCAGGUCCUUGCACGCAGCCGGGGGCAUGUGCCGGGGGGGGACGCUGUGCCACUGGCGGGGUCACUGGGACCUGCUCCUGCCCUCCCAGGAGGCAAGCAGGAGAACAUCUUCCUGAGCAAGGGGGACGUCUAAGUCCUGGGCUCUGACAAUUUGGGCCUGCCACAUCUCUAAGCCUUAAUCUCACCCUGCCCUAGUGCCCGGCACGCGCUGGGUGCUACUAAACCAGUGCUGCCCGCUCUGUGCAGGGGUCACCAGCUCCCAGCACAGCGUUCACUUCUACUCAACAGAGGCUGGAACCACAGCCCCAGCUUCGGGCCGCUUGCCGCAAUCAAAUAAAAGAUUUUUUUCUACUUUCUUAUUUUUA